UGAGGUCAUACGAAUAAAACAAGAUCUGCUCCUUGACCUUCAUUCACAACUACUCGAGCAUUUUAAUUAUAAGUAUCCUACAGUUCGUUAAGUUACAAAAGUAAAAUGGCAAAACUUCUUUGUGUAAUAAGUUUCUUACUAGUUUCGCUGACAAUAGUUAACUCUUUAACGUGUUUGACGGGUAACUGCACCGGUCCUUAUGGCAGUAGAAAAUGUGCAUCAACACAAUUAGGUGAAGUCAUCACUUGUGGGCUUCCCGUAAUUGGUUAUCAAGCUGUUUGUUCUUAUGUUAUCACUGACCACCCCAUCGAUGGGUAUCAAGAAGAAACUGCCUGUGAUUUGGUGCCGGUCGGUCCAUUACGGUCUGUAGAUCUUAAACGAUGCGUUGAUGAGGAUUACAAAGGGAAAGUUCUGCAUUGUAAAAUAUGCGAUAAAGAUUUGUGCAACUCUUUCCAAGCUUGACCCUUUGUAGACAAUUCUCGCUUCUCUAUUGCGACAAAUUGAGUUACUUGUGAUGAUAAUAAUAAACGAUAUAUUCUUAG
This is a messenger RNA of Photinus pyralis (common eastern firefly), 542 nucleotides long. RefSeq lists its product as uncharacterized. The transcript has 3 exons. NCBI's taxonomy places the organism in Eukaryota, Metazoa, Arthropoda, Insecta, Coleoptera, Lampyridae. The coding region runs from base 106 to 462 and encodes 118 amino acids. The record is from RefSeq and is a predicted model, not a curated record.